Molecule: messenger RNA, 1332 nt
Organism: Penicillium cataractarum
Lineage: Eukaryota; Fungi; Ascomycota; Eurotiomycetes; Eurotiales; Aspergillaceae
Gene: bgt2
Product: GPI-anchored beta-1,3-endoglucanase EglC
Exons: 1
Coding region: 1-1332 (443 amino acids)
Biological process (GO): cell wall organization; carbohydrate metabolic process
Cellular component (GO): cell surface; extracellular region; fungal-type cell wall
Molecular function (GO): glucan endo-1,3-beta-D-glucosidase activity; 1,3-beta-glucanosyltransferase activity
Source: RefSeq, a predicted model, not a curated record
AUGUUCUCCAAGCAGGCUAUCGCCCUCGCGCUGUCCAUUGCGGCCGCUGAGGCCGCCCACCAGGGUUUCAACUACGGUGCCACCAAGGUUGAUGGCAGCUACAACUACGAGGCCGACUUCAAGACCGAGUUCCAGACGGCCAAGAAGCUCGCCAACACCUCCGGCGGCUUCACCAGUGCCCGUCUGUACACCAUGAUCCAGGGUGGUACCACCAACGACCCCAUCCAGGCCAUUCCCGCCGCCAUCGCCGAGGACACUUCCCUCCUGCUCGGUCUCUGGACCUCCGGCGGCAACGUCGACAACGAGAUUGCCGCUCUCAAGUCCGCUAUCAGCACCUACGGCGAAUCCUUCACCAAGCUGGUCGUCGGUAUCUCCGUCGGUAGCGAGGAUCUCUACCGUAACUCGGUCACUGGCUCCGAGAACGACGCCGGUGUUGGUAUCAACCCCGACCUGCUGGUCACCUACAUCAAGGAGGUCAAGUCUGCCAUCUCCGGCACCACCCUGAGCGGCGCUUCCAUCGGUCACGUUGACACUUGGGAUGCCUGGACCAACAGCUCCAACUCUGCUGUGAUCGACGAGAUCGACUGGCUUGGCUUCGACGGCUACCCUUACUACCAGACCACCAUGGCCAACGGCAUCGACGAGGGCAAGUCUCUCUUCGACGACGCCGUCGCCAAGACCAAGGCCGUCGCCAACGGCAAGGAGGUCUGGAUCACCGAGACCGGCUGGCCCGUCAGCGGUCCCGAUGAGGGUGACGCCGUUGCCUCCGUCGCCAACGCCAAGCAGUACUGGGACCAGGUUGGCUGCCCUCUCUUCGGCGAGACCAACACCUGGUGGUACAUGCUCGCCGAUGCUGGCUCCAGCCCCAGCUUCGGUGUCACUGGUAGCACCUCCAGCGUCAACCCCCUGUUCAACCUGUCUUGCAACUCCACCUCCACCUCCUCCAGCUCGGCCUCCGCCUCGUCCUCUACUGGCUCCAAGUCUGGCUCUGCCUCUUCUUCUUCCGUCAGUGGCUUCGCUACCUCCUCCAAGGCUGGCUUUGGCGUUGGCCGCAGCAGUGCUCACCCCUCCCAGACCUCCACCCCUCUGAUCUCCGCCACCCAGACCGCCAGCUCUAGCUCUGGUACCUCCACCUCUUCCUCCUCCAACUCCGGUAGCUCCUCUUCCGGCUCUUCUUCCUCGGGCUCCUCUAGCUCCGAUUCCGGCUCCGGCUCUAGCUCCUCCAGCUCUGCCUCCGCCACCUCCUCCACCAGCUUCAACUCUGCUGCCCGCUCCUCCGGCUCGGCUUUCACUGCCCUCGCCGCUGCUCUGAUCCUCGCCAUUGCUGUUUAA